AUGUGGAACGGCUUCCCUGCUGUUAGUAAUUUCUUCAACAAUCAGCAAAAUGCAGAUGGUGUUAUCUUUAGUUCCUUACAGGUGCUUGCAAGUGAAGAGGCAGCUAUGUUUUGUUGUAUUUUAUGGAGUAUUUGGAUGCAGCGAAACAACAAAAUAUGGAACGAAGUGGUUGACGCGCAGGUAUUUGUUUUUGAUCGUGCAAAGACUAUGUUGCAAGACUGGAAAUCAGCAAAACUCAUUCGGGGAGCUUCAUCUACCCAUCAACAACGAGCGCAUAAUGUCAAAUGGGUGAAGCCAAGUCCAGGUCGAUUUAAAUGUAAUAUUGAUGCAUCGUUUUCUGAGGUUUCAAAUAUGGUUAGAAUAGGAAUGUGUAUCAGGGAUGAAAAUGAUACUUUUGUUCUGGCUAAACAAGUACGUUUCAGCCCCAUUUGCGAGGUGCACAUUGGUGAAGCUUUAGGGCUUUUGGCUGCUUUAGAUUGGAUGCAUAAUUUAAGCUUAGGACCUGUGGAUUUUGAGUUGGAUGCGAAGAGAGUGGUUGAUGGCUUUAAUUCCCUAAAUUGUGAUGUCACUGAAUUUGGGAAUAUUAUUGAACAUUGUAAAUCUCUCUGUAGCAAUUUUUAUGUAAACUCACGUGUCGAGUUUGUGCGGAGACAAGCAAACGAGGUUGCUCAUAACUUAGCAAAAGCGGCCUUGUUAUCAGCUAGUUCCCAAAUAGUGGUAGAAAUACCAUAUUGUAUUGAACACAUAUUGAUGAAUGAAAUGCUAUAG
Messenger RNA from Medicago truncatula (barrel medic), 768 nucleotides. RefSeq lists its product as uncharacterized. Gene Ontology annotation, molecular function: nucleic acid binding; RNA-DNA hybrid ribonuclease activity. Bases 1 to 768 code for a protein of 255 amino acids. The transcript has a single exon. The record is from RefSeq and is a predicted model, not a curated record. Lineage: Eukaryota; Viridiplantae; Streptophyta; Magnoliopsida; Fabales; Fabaceae.